GGGGGGGUUGGGGUGACAGACCGGAAGACGCCCUUGUCUCCGCCCACUGUUUUUUUUUUGUUUGUGUUUUGUUUUGUUUUUUGAUGGUUUGCGAGUGAGUUGGGAUCCAUCUAGGGCGCCUGCGUAGCAAAUACGCAUGCGUCACCGGAAAAACCUUUUGGGACUGUUUAAAAGAAGGCGGUGGAAUUUGACCUGAUAAUUGAACUAUUAAUUUGUUCUGCGUAAGUCAAGAUGCCUGGCAAAGCAGGUACAAGUAGAAAAAUAGGAAACAAAUCGACACAGGAGAGUAAAUCUGAAUACCAUACAAAAACUGGAAAAAGGAAAGUUGAUAAUGGAGAUACUAAGGAUGCAGAAAAAGAGGUAAGACUGUCAACCAAACAAAUGAAGAAACAACCAAAAAGUCCUUUACAAGCAACUAAGAAAAAUACAAAUACAAAAAAGAAAACCUUGAAAAAUAAAGUAACAUGGCAGCCUCUUUCAAAAGACAGUCAAGGACAUUUUGAAGAUAUGGUGGAGUCUAUAAUAUUAUCUGUUUUGAGAGAUGAAGUAAAAGAAAAGGAAAACAUUCAAAUUCAUCUUAACUGCCUAAAGGAAAGAUUUCUUCAAUUGUGUGAAAAGCAGAAAGUCUCUCUAGGAGAGUGGAGCAGUCUAAAGAAAGUAUCAGAUCUCUGUCUAAAGGAAAUGGAGACUCUUGAGGCAAAUCAAGAAGGCUUGGAGUUAUUGCAGGAAGAAACUAAAAAAGCAGUGAAGGCAACAGAGUUAAUAAAUGAGAAUAUUCAGAAACUUCAGGACAAAAUUCGGAUUCUUGAGAAUGAGUUGGAGGAAGAAGAGGAAAAGGCUAAGCUGGUGCUGCAGAGAGAUGAUACCAAGGUCCUUUCUCUUCCAGAACUCCCCAAGGAAAGUAUUGAAGCCCCAAUACUUCAUGAGGAAAUUUUGAAAAGAAUCCCAAAUCAGAAAGAUAUUCUAAAGGACCUACACGUCAUGAAUAAUUCAGCAGAGAUGAAGAACAUGUUAACUUUCAUAAAAGAAGCCUAUAAGAAGCUGGAUACCUCCUAAGUUCUUGUACUAUAUGUUUGUGGACAAUUUAACAUUUAUAAAUCAGUGAAAAUGACUGUUAACUUUAAUGACCUGUAGAUAUUGUAGAGGAUAUGACAGUCAUGGGGAUUACAAGUCUCCCGUUCAUCACAGGCACUUUUUUUCUUAAAAACAAAUAAAUAAAUAAAUGAAUGAAUAAACAAACAAACAAAUAAAUAAAUAAAUGAAUAAAUAAGUAAAUAAAUAAAUAAAUGAAUGAAUGAAUAAGCAUUUCGUAUUAACUGAAAAUCCAGAGAGGCCCUAGAUCAUUGCCACAAAUGACCACUUCUAGGUGCUGUAGUCUCCCCAUUCCACAUUUUUCUGCUAUGUGCCUUAGAAUGGGGCACUUAAAAAUCAAGCUGUUUUCAGCUACUGUGACUUUUCUAGGACCAAAGUUUUAGUGAAUAUAGCUCAGGUAUUUUGAAUCAUGGGAUCAAUAUAAUAAAAUAUAAGAUACAUGUCAAUUAAUAUGUAUCUUUCAGAAGUGGCUAAACUUUUGAUAGUUGGUCAUUUAGAGAUUGAAGAACUACCCUAUCUUUUUCUAUCUCUUCUCUCAGUAUUUUCCUCUUUCUGAUGUCUCUCUGACCUUCCAGUGAGCUUCUUUUACAAUUUUCACUGAUUAUCCAUAUUUUUGGUAAACUAGAGAAACUGGGAGAUUUUUUUAUGAUUGUGAUUUGGAAUGUCUAAUUGCAUCAGCAUUUUAUUUCUAUGAGUGUAUUAUAAAUGCCAAACCCCUUUUCCUCCGCAGGUUAUCAUUGAGGCAUAAUUGUGUCCCAGAAGACUGAUUACUAAAGAAAUGCAUGUAUACUCUGUCCUCUUAGACUGUCAACUUAAAUAUAACCUAACUGCAAUACCUGAGGCUUAUUUUUUUUUGACACUUUUUUUUGGUUCUUUAAUGACACCAUAUAGUGAUCUCAAUAACAAUAAAUUUAUUGCUGUAUAACUGAAACAGUAGUAUUUUAAAGCUAUUUCAAAUAAAAAUAAAACAAUUUUACUGUUUCAAAUAGAUUCUUUGGGGAAAUCAGGGCAUUGUCUGUUGGG
Molecule: messenger RNA, 2115 nt
Organism: Gracilinanus agilis (Agile Gracile Mouse Opossum)
Lineage: Eukaryota; Metazoa; Chordata; Mammalia; Didelphimorphia; Didelphidae
Gene: CENPQ
Product: centromere protein Q
Exons: 9
Coding region: 232-1056 (274 amino acids)
Source: RefSeq, a predicted model, not a curated record